Penicillium griseofulvum is the source of this 1281-nucleotide messenger RNA. RefSeq lists its product as uncharacterized. The record is from RefSeq and is a predicted model, not a curated record. Lineage: Eukaryota; Fungi; Ascomycota; Eurotiomycetes; Eurotiales; Aspergillaceae. Bases 1 to 1281 code for a protein of 426 amino acids. The transcript has a single exon.
AUGACGAGGUCAACAGUGAUACGGCCAUCCAUUCUGCUGCUCUUGACUCUGAUGGCCAGCAUCCGACCAGGACAAGCACAUAGCUCUUUCGAUCUUCUUGCAAGAGACUCAGAUGCGUGUCCCGCCUCAUACAGUCGCUGCGGUAGUACGAAGACCUCAAAUGGUUUCUGCUGUCCUUCAGACUCCACCUGCAUCAGUUUAGACCAGGGCAGCUCCUCCAUCUGCUGUCCCGCCGGUCAAGAUUGUAACUACAUCUCGCCCGUUACAUGUGAUAUACAGCUACAGAAUGUCGCCCUCUACCCUGAAAGCGUCAUUAAGACUACCCGUCUGGGCGACAGCCUUCCAAAAUGCGGCGAUGCAUGCUGUCCGUUUGGCUACACCUGUGAAGGAGGCAACACUUGCUUCCUAGACCGAAAGACCUCCACAACAGCAUCUGCGGUUGCAUCCAUCUCCUCUACCAACACAGCAACAUCAUCGACAACGGCUAUGUCAUCUACAUCCAGCUCCUCCACUAACGCAUCGUCAUCAACAACGGCUACAAGCUCAGCAACCCUUAAGGCAACCAUCACACCCGUACCAUCCCCCUCAUCCGAGAAGUCCGCAAACUCCACAAUAGCAGAAGCAUCAACCUCAUGCCCCUCCUUCCCACCUGGCGCUAUAGCAGCCGGGUUCUUCCCGGGAGCAGUCCUCGGCGCUGUCGCCGCCCUCUUAAUAUCUCUCUGUUUCCGAUGCGCAAAAAAAGACGAGUGCGAAAUCCAAGAAGGCAAAUCCGGGCCUAACUGGUCCGAACGCUCUUCAUCCGGCGCCAUAUUAUGCAUCUCAAACCCCAUACCCCAAGACGAUACCUCCUACCGCACAGACUUCCUCCGAAGCCCACCGCGAUCCAAACGCUCUUCUACAGGAGCACGCUCCACUCGCACGGUGAUUCACCGCACCGGCAGUAGAGUGCGAAGUCUGUUCUCCGGUUAUCCAAGAGGAAACCCCAGACUAGACAAGGAUGUGCCGCCGAUCCCUAUCCCUGUGCCAGCAGCUCCGUUUACUCCGCCACGACAGCGUCAGCCGAGUAUGGAAAGUAUCAAGGUGUAUUCACCGCCUGAAUCGUCGUUUCCGCAGCGUACUUUUUUGCACCCAGCGCCGUACCCUGGUACGUCCGAUAGGCCGGAUACCACAUACAGCGGUCUGAUGCGGGUUGUUGGGAAUCCUAAUGAUGGUAACGGGAAUACGCCUUAUCCGGCUCAUGAUGAUUCUCGGGAAAAUCCGUUCAGGGAUCCUGGACAUUAA